Molecule: messenger RNA, 811 nt
Organism: Alnus glutinosa
Lineage: Eukaryota; Viridiplantae; Streptophyta; Magnoliopsida; Fagales; Betulaceae
Product: geranyl diphosphate phosphohydrolase
Exons: 2
Coding region: 143-601 (152 amino acids)
Biological process (GO): dGTP catabolic process
Cellular component (GO): cytosol
Molecular function (GO): 8-oxo-7,8-dihydrodeoxyguanosine triphosphate pyrophosphatase activity
Source: RefSeq, a predicted model, not a curated record
AAAGAGCUGGAAACUGCAACCUAGGCGGAAUUAGGGAAAAUCAAAUGGAAGCGACGUCGUUGUAACCAAAUAUCGAAAAGUUAAGAGACUAUGCUACAUAUAGACUCAUUUUAGCGAAUGCGCAUUUGAAGCUGGAGGGGGAAUGGAGAAAGGGGCGGCGGCUGCGGAGGUGCCGGUGCCAAGAGUGGCGGUGGUGGUGUUCUUGUUGAAGGGGAAAGCGGUUCUUUUGGGGCGGCGGCGCUCCUCCGUCGGUGACUCCACUUUUGCUCUCCCAGGCGGCCACCUCGAGUUUGGGGAGAGCUUUGAGGAAUGUGCUGCCAGAGAAUUGAUCGAAGAAACUGGAUUGGACAUCGACAAAGUAGAGUUUUUAACAGUCACAAACAACCUCUUUCUAAAGGAAACAAAACCGUCCCACUACGUGACUGUCUUCAUGCGUGCAGUCUUGGCAGAUCCUCACCAAGUGCCCCAAAACCUUGAGCCAGGCAAGUGUGAUGGAUGGGAUUGGUAUGACUGGGAUAACCUCCCUAAACCGCUGUUUUGGCCAUUACAGAAAAUGGUGCAAGAGGGCUUUAAUCCCUUUCCGAUUGGCUCCAAUUCAUAGGGAUAUAUUACUAUGUUCUACUUGCUGUUUUCUCUGUGAGAACAGUGUGCAUGUAUUUUACGAGUUGAAUCAAGUUGAGUAUUGUCUGUUCAAAUUUGGUUGAAAAAAAGUAUAUGUAAGCUCAACUUGGCUCGGAUUCGAGACGAGCUACAAAAGAAUGUUCAAGCUUGGCUCGAUAAAAAUUAAUCGUGUUUGAACUCGUUUCGAGCU